AUGUCAGAGUCAUCAACCCGAAUUCCAUGGCAUUCUAUACCUUCCUCCACCGCAACAUGCAAAGUCCAUCUGAUUCAAGCUGGCGGUCUUCACAUCCCUACGGACAUGGUCUUGCUCCCCGGUCCGGAUAAGCCGCAAGAGUCAGAAGACUUCAAUGACGAGAGCAGAAAAAGGAAGACAUUUUAUGCUCCAGACUAUGUGUUCCUCAUCGAACAUGCCGCAACCGGGAAUAAAUACGUUUUCGAUCUAGGCAUGCGAAAAGAUCUUGAAAACCUCCCCCCUCUUAUUGUGGAAGGUACUCUACCGAACUUCAAAUGCGAACCGAAGUCACCGGCAGAGAUACUGCAAGAGCAUGGAUCGGCUGAUCAACAACCUGAGAAAGUCAAGGCAGUCAUUUUUUCGCACAUGCACUUUGACCAUGUUGGCGAUGGGGCUAAGGCUGGAUUCGAAGAGGCAGAGAUGUGGGUUGGACCAACAUGCUGUACAUACGCAAGGCCUGGUUAUCCGACUGAUCCAAAAGCUCCAACGCUGAGUGAGACUUUGCCGGUGGAUGGUAGCCGGAAGAUUGUAGAGAGUUUUGUGCCUGAUGAUAUAUUGAAAGAAGCAGGCGAUAAGAGAGCAGGUCAGGUCAUGGAAGGUAUGGUAAAGGGUAAAUAUGCUGCUGUAGAUCUCAAAAAGCCCGAGUGGAUCGGCAUCGGCGCUUUUGAUCGGGCAUACGAUGUUUUCGGGGAUGGAUCAGCGUAUAUUAUCGACGCUCCAGGACAUUCAUCGGGCCAUCAGAUGAUGCUACUGCGAACGACAUCAGGUUCCAAUGAGAACGAGCACACCUUUGCACUGCUGGCCGGCGACUGUUAUCAUCACCCGGACCUGCUCAAAGAGCCGAAACGUACUGCCAGGCCACCUUAUGCAAAGUCAGGCAUGCACGCCGAUCCAGAACAAGCAGUGAACACGAUGUUGCGCACAAGAGAGUUCGCGCAGAAGGACAACGUAUGGGUUAUUGGAGCUCACGAUAUAAGUGUAGGCGAAGGUAUCAAUCCGGGGGUUAAAGAACUAGAGGGACUUGUAGGAAUCAACAACUGGUUAGAGAAGGGAUGGAAGAAACGAUUGUAG
This is a messenger RNA of Alternaria arborescens, 1110 nucleotides long. RefSeq lists its product as hypothetical. NCBI's taxonomy places the organism in Eukaryota, Fungi, Ascomycota, Dothideomycetes, Pleosporales, Pleosporaceae. Bases 1 to 1110 code for a protein of 369 amino acids. The record is from RefSeq and is a predicted model, not a curated record. The transcript is spliced from 2 exons.